Molecule: messenger RNA, 1155 nt
Organism: Sparassis crispa
Lineage: Eukaryota; Fungi; Basidiomycota; Agaricomycetes; Polyporales; Sparassidaceae
Product: Polyubiquitin
Exons: 6
Coding region: 1-1155 (384 amino acids)
Biological process (GO): modification-dependent protein catabolic process; protein ubiquitination
Cellular component (GO): cytoplasm; nucleus
Molecular function (GO): ubiquitin protein ligase binding; protein tag activity
Source: RefSeq, a predicted model, not a curated record
AUGUGUAGGAUGCAGAUCUUCGUGAAGACCCUGACUGGCAAGACCAUCACACUCGAGGUCGAGUCCUCUGAUACCAUCGAUAAUGUAAAGGCGAAGAUUCAGGACAAGGAGGGUAUCCCCCCCGACCAGCAGCGUCUUAUCUUCGCUGGAAAGCAACUUGAGGACGGACGCACCCUUUCGGAUUACAACAUCCAGAAGGAGAGCACCCUCCACCUUGUCUUGCGUCUCCGUGGCGGUAUGCAGAUUUUUGUCAAGACGUUGACUGGCAAGACGAUCACCCUUGAGGUGGAGUCGUCCGACACCAUCGACAACGUCAAGGCCAAGAUCCAAGACAAGGAGGGUAUUCCUCCUGACCAGCAGCGCUUGAUCUUCGCUGGCAAGCAGCUCGAGGAUGGUCGCACUCUUUCUGACUACAACAUUCAGAAGGAGAGUACCCUCCACCUUGUGCUCCGUCUCCGUGGUGGUAUGCAGAUUUUCGUCAAGACGUUGACGGGCAAGACCAUUACGCUCGAGGUGGAGUCUUCUGAUACCAUCGACAACGUCAAAGCGAAGAUUCAAGAUAAGGAGGGUAUCCCGCCCGACCAGCAGCGUCUCAUUUUCGCUGGCAAGCAGCUUGAGGAUGGGCGCACGCUCUCUGACUACAACAUUCAGAAGGAAUCCACUCUUCACCUUGUUCUGCGUCUGCGUGGUGGUAUGCAGAUCUUCGUUAAGACCUUGACCGGCAAGACGAUCACUCUUGAGGUCGAGUCGUCGGACACGAUUGACAAUGUCAAGGCGAAGAUUCAGGACAAGGAGGGCAUUCCUCCCGACCAGCAGCGCUUGAUUUUUGCGGGCAAGCAGCUUGAGGACGGUCGCACUUUGUCUGAUUACAACAUUCAGAAGGAGUCUACUCUCCACCUCGUCCUUCGUCUUCGUGGAGGUAUGCAGAUCUUCGUCAAGACCCUGACGGGUAAGACGAUUACCCUCGAGGUCGAAUCGUCGGACACGAUCGACAAUGUCAAGGCGAAGAUUCAGGACAAGGAGGGUAUUCCCCCUGACCAGCAGCGUUUGAUUUUCGCCGGCAAGCAGUUGGAGGAUGGUCGCACUCUUUCCGACUACAACAUUCAGAAGGAGAGCACCCUUCAUCUUGUUCUUCGUCUCCGUGGUGGAUUCUGA